Lepus europaeus (European hare) is the source of this 468-nucleotide messenger RNA. RefSeq names its product phosphohistidine phosphatase 1 (gene PHPT1). The coding region runs from base 57 to 434 and encodes 125 amino acids. Gene Ontology annotation, molecular function: protein histidine phosphatase activity. Lineage: Eukaryota; Metazoa; Chordata; Mammalia; Lagomorpha; Leporidae. The transcript is spliced from 3 exons. Gene Ontology annotation, biological process: peptidyl-histidine dephosphorylation. The record is from RefSeq and is a predicted model, not a curated record. Gene Ontology annotation, cellular component: cytosol.
ACGCAGCCUCGGCCGGGGUGGGUAGGGGCCGCAGGAGCAGGCACGCUCGGGGAAACAUGGCGGCGGCGGGCCUGGCUCAGAUUCCUGAUGUGGACAUCGACUCCGAUGGCGUCUUCAAGUACGUGCUGAUUCGAGUCCACGCGGCGCCGCCCUCCGGAGCCCCGGGCGGCGAGAGCAAGGACAUCGUGCGUGGCUACAAGUGGGCCGAGUACCACGCCGACAUCUACGACAAGGUGUCGGGCGAGCUGCAGAAGAAAGGCCACGACUGCGAGUGCCUGGGCGGCGGGCGCAUCUCCCACCAGAGCCAGGACCGGAAGAUCCACGUGUACGGCUACUCCAUGGGCUACGGCCGGGCCCAGCACUCCGUCUCCACCGAGAAGAUCAGAGCCAAGUACCCCGACUACGAAGUCACCUGGGCCGAUGACGGCUACUGAGGCCCCGCGCGGGGAUUAAACGUGUUGCUGAGCC